AUGACACGUCCAUCCGACGGGCUAAAGGCCGACGAAUACGUCCUUAGUGCUUACCCGGUUCAUGAGGACGACCUCCCGGGGGCGGACGACCCGGACUUGUUCUGCGGCUCGUUCCGCUCACCGCGACGGUUCUCGGCCCGCGGACGGGUCGGCGUCCUCUUCCGCCUUGUCGGGGGCGGCCUGCGGGCGGGCUUCCGGGGGCUCGACGGGCUGCUGACGCCCUUCCGGGCCACCUCGCCGCGCGCCGUCAUCCUGGUGCUGGCGCUGCUCAAGUUCACCGUCUCGUACAAGCUCGCGAUCCAGAUGAUGCCCAUCAUGCGCCUCAUCGAGGACCACAUCUGCCAUCAGCACUACCGGCUGGGCCCGGAGGCGCGGAUCCCCGAGAUGAAGUGCAAGGUCGACGAGGUGCAGAGGGACCUUGCGUGGCUGCAAGGCUGGCAGUCCCUCUUCGGCGCCGUCGUCAACAUGACCGUCGCGUUCCCCUACGGCGUCCUGUCUGAUAGGAUCGGACGCAAGGCGGGCAUGCUCCUCGCCUACACCGGCACGUUGGGCGCCGUCAUCUGGCCCCUCCUCUUCCUCGCCCGCUUCCCGGAGGCCAGCAUCUACCUCAUCCUCGUCGGGAUCCUCUUCUUCCUCGUCGGCGGCGGCGUCGUCGUCUUCUUCAACAACCUCUACGCCAUGGCCGCCGACGUCAGCACCGCCAAGGACCGCGCCUCCAACUUCGUCUUCCUCUCCGUCGGCGCCGUGACCGGCGGCCUGCUGGGGCCCGUGACGGCGGGCUUCAUGAUGGAGCGGCACGGGCCCUGGGCGCCGAUCCGCGUAAUGUUCCUCGUCGUGCCCGUCAUCUUGCUCCUCAUGAUGCUGCUGCCCGAGACCCUCCGCGGCCGGUCGGCCGGGUCGCCGCCCCGGGAGCGGCUCUCCCUCGGCGCCGCGGUGGGCGAGGCGCUGGACAACGGGCUGCACGAGGUGCGGGAGUCGGUCGGCAUCCUCCGGGAUCGCAACGUCAUGCUCUGCCUGGCGCCGUCGCUCGUGCAGGGCCCGCUCGGCGCAUCGCACGGCCAGACGCUCCCGCAGUACAUAAGCAAGUACUUUGGCUGGACGCUGGCGCAGACGACCUUCCUCAUGUCACCACUGGAGCUGGGCCACCUCGCCGUCCUCCUCGCCCUGCCGUGGCUGUCACGGGCCAUCACCGACCCCCGGGGCCGCUUCCGCCGCACCGGCUGCGGCAAGGACGCGCUCCUUGCCAGGGUGUCGUACUUUAUGAUUGCCAGCGGCGCCCUGAUCGGGGGCCUCAGCCGCGAUGUCGUCGUCUUCGCGGCCGGCCUCGUGGUCACCACGCUCGGCUCCGCCAGCUUCCCCGUCUCGCGCGCGCUCAUCACCGGGUUCGUCGACCCGGAGCACACGUCGCGGUUGUACGCCCUGGCCAGCAUGGCCGACACCCUCGGGUCGCCGCUCGGCGGCCCGGUGCUCGCCUGGGCAUUCUCGGUCGGGAUGGAGAAGAAGGGAGGGUGGAAGGGUCUCCCUUGGUUUUACGUCUUCUUCUUGGCCACGGGAACCUGGGCGGCGCUGAUGCUUGUGAAAGUACCAAAGGAGAACGACCCCACCCACCUGGAAAGUGAUGAUGGCAUUGAGAUAGUGGGUUACAAGCCCGUCGCAGGAGAUGAGCCGCGAGAUGCUACACCAGUCCGGGAAAGAUCUGUAUAA
Messenger RNA from Colletotrichum graminicola M1.001, 1704 nucleotides. Its product is annotated as major facilitator superfamily transporter. Gene Ontology annotation, molecular function: transmembrane transporter activity. Gene Ontology annotation, biological process: transmembrane transport. The transcript has 2 exons. Lineage: Eukaryota; Fungi; Ascomycota; Sordariomycetes; Glomerellales; Glomerellaceae. The record is from RefSeq and is a predicted model, not a curated record. Gene Ontology annotation, cellular component: membrane. Bases 1 to 1704 code for a protein of 567 amino acids.